AUGUUAAGAUCCCUCUCCACUGCAGGACCGGUGAUGAUCGUCCCCCACACUGCGGGCUCAAAGAACCGAACCAAUCAAUUCCAACAUCCUGGACUGUGGCACAGUCAUGAUCAAUUGGAAAUGAUACGCAAAAAUGUCCUAGCGAAUGUCGACCCCUGGGCUUCCGCUUACACUCGUUUCUCUAAUGAUACCUAUUCCCAGCCCACCUACACCAUGCAAGGACCUCACUCGGUAAUUAGCCGUGGAACUGUAAGCAACUAUACCAGUUUUUCCAAUGAUGCGAGGGCUGCAUAUCAGAAUGCAAUCAUGUGUAAGACAAUAUCUUAUAAUUUUUACUCACCCGAAGAAGACAACAGCCAGGCAUCAAUGCUGAUACCCCGGUACAUUACGCGCGACCAGGAUCAUUGGAAUCGAUCAGUCACUAUUUUGGAUGCAUGGGGCUCGGCUCUAGAGAACAUUAUCGGUACUGACCGCUCACUUCUGGUGGGAAUAGAAGGACCUAUCUUCGCCAAUGCAGCUGAGAUCAUGCGCUGGGAAGGCGGAGGGGUAGAGGCUGGUUCAACAUGGAAGGGGGGUGCCGGCUUCAGCAUUCAAUUAUACUGGUUAUUCCCCCGUCAGAGUAUCAUCAUCGGUCAGGCAAACUACGGGAUGGCGAGUAUCUUCGGUCUUCUCAAUUUCGCCGUCUACUUGGAUGAUCUCGCUCUUUAUAAUUACGCCCUCUACGCCUAUAAGAAUGACCCGUGUGCUGGGGUGCCUCACAAUUUCCUGGCAACAACGGGACAGAGCUCAGAGGCCGGGCGAGAUCAAGUGCAUGUUCAAGAUGGCCUGCAGUGGCUGGCCCUGUCAGCGCGGGUGGUGGCCAACCAAGGUUAUGACUUAUUCCCUCUGGAUGAUCACCUGUUAUUUACCGCAUCCGAAUAUGCUGCCAAAUAUAACUUAAAUUACACGGUACCCUAUAAUCCCUCUUUUUAUCGAUGCGAGGCCGUACUGGUCAAUGGGCCAUGGGCAAAUAUCUCGGCCGAGAAUCGCUACAUUGGAUAUCAGAACGGAGCGACUGCGCCUGCCUGUUGGGGGUUGAUGUACUAUGAAGCUUUAUCCCGCGGUGUGGAUACCCUGUGGACGUUGCGUGCAAAAGAAGUCUAUGAUCAGUCGGUAGAAGACCUGGUCUCACCAGUAGAUCUUUUCAGUUGGGCAGACUUGCUUUUUGCGACCAAUGCGCCACGGAAGAGCUAG
Molecule: messenger RNA, 1233 nt
Organism: Penicillium macrosclerotiorum
Lineage: Eukaryota; Fungi; Ascomycota; Eurotiomycetes; Eurotiales; Aspergillaceae
Product: chondroitin AC/alginate lyase
Exons: 2
Coding region: 1-1233 (410 amino acids)
Source: RefSeq, a predicted model, not a curated record